Messenger RNA from Polyodon spathula (Mississippi paddlefish), 2720 nucleotides. Its product is annotated as serine/threonine-protein kinase SMG1-like. Gene Ontology annotation, biological process: phosphorylation; nuclear-transcribed mRNA catabolic process, nonsense-mediated decay. The transcript is spliced from 19 exons. Bases 273 to 2720 code for a protein of 815 amino acids. The record is from RefSeq and is a predicted model, not a curated record. Lineage: Eukaryota; Metazoa; Chordata; Actinopteri; Acipenseriformes; Polyodontidae. Gene Ontology annotation, molecular function: protein serine/threonine kinase activity.
AGAGGCAGCCUGCGGGUGGCGCUGCUUUCGCGAACGAAACCUGUCCGAGUAGCAAGCAAGGGUAGAGAAAGAAAGAAAGAAAGAAAGAAAAAAAGAAAGAAAGAAAGAAAGAAAGAAAGAAAGGCCGGAACUGAGGGCCACAGUUGCAGUUACUGUAACUGAGUUAGACGCUUUGUGUUUCAUUCAUUGACUUUAAAUAAAAUGCGCAGAAUAUACAGUUGAACUCAGAUUCGUUCCCGUCCAGGGCGGGCCAUGCUGUCCGCGCAAAGGUAAUGAGCCGCAGAUCCUUCGGGUCUCGGCUGAGCAGAGCCCACAAACUGCAGUGGAGCUGGGAUGACUGGCAGCCCAGAGGCGACCGUACAUCAGUCAGCCAGGACAGUGUAAAGCUCAGUGUCUCCAGAGAUCACAGCCCAUCAGCAUCUGCUAGCGCUCAUCUGUCCAACCCUCCCGCCAUCCCUCCACUGCACAAUGAAGCUGUCCGAGCCUCAGAGGGUCAUGAAGACGGGGGUGGAUAUGAAGUCGAUGGAGGUCCUGCUGAAAAUGCUUUUGGUCGGAAGUUGCUGGGGCAAGAGUUGAGGGUUAAUGAUGUGACGACGGAUUUAACCAGUUUUCAGCAUGGAACCCGUGCUUUAGCUACAAAGGACAUGAGGAAAUCACAGGAUCGAUCGUUGCCUUACUCUGACGAGUCUCGGCUGACGAACCUACUGCGCAGGGUGUCCCGGGAAGAUGACAGGGACCGCAGACUGGCCACCAUGAAGCAGCUGAAAGAGUUAAUUCAGCAUUCGGAAAACAAAGUGGUCUUAGUGAAGCAGCUAGACAGUAUCCUGACUGCAAUACAUGAUGUUUUAAAUGAAAGCAGUAAGCUUCUCCAGGAGCUGCGACAGGAGAGCGCAUGCUGCUUGGGCUUGCUCUGCACCUCCCUCAGCUACGAAGCAGAGAGGAUCUUCAAGUGGAUUUUUGCAAAGUUCAGCUCAUCUACAAAGGACGAAGUGAAGCUGCUAUACCUAGUGGCUGCAUACAAAGCGCUGGAGACUGCAGGGGAGAAGGCGUUUUCACCAGUCAUGCAGCUUGUGAUGAGCAGCCUGCAGUCUAUCCUUGAGAACCUGGAUACCCCGGAGCUGCUGUGUCAGAGUGUGAAAUGCAUUCUGCUGGUGGCUCGUUGCUACCCGCACAUCUUCAGCACCAACUUUAGGGACACUGUGGAUAUCCUGGUUGGGUGGCAUAUUGAUCACACACAGAAGCCUUCACUAACGAUGCAGGUGUCGGGCUGGCUACAAAGUCUGGAGCAGUUCUGGGUGGCAGAUCUUGCCUUCUCCACUACCCUGCUGGGGCAGUUCCUAGAAGACAUGGAGGCAUAUGCAGAGGACCUAAGCCAUGUGGAGUGUGAAGAGUCUGUGGAUGAAGACAUUCCCCCACCCUCGGUGUCGCUGCCCAAGCUGGCAGCUCUGCUCCGUGUCUUCAGCACUGUGGUGUGCAGCAUCGGGGAGAGAUUUAGCCCGGUCCGUGGCCCUCCCAUCACAGAGCCAUAUGUAACUGAUGUGCUGAAUCGAGUGUUGACCUGCGUUACCACAGCCAAGCAGGUGUUCUUUUCGGAGGUGGUCUUGACCGCAGCCAAUGAGUGUGUAUGUGUGCUGCUGGUGAGCGUGGACACAGGGGUGAGCAAGCUCACUGAUGCUGUGAUAUUAUACAGCUUCAACCAGCUGGAGAGCUGCCAAUCAUGUGGACCAGAGUACAGCAUCUCCGUUCUCAACCUCCUGAAGCUGAUUAUAGAUCAGAUAAACACCAAGCUACCAUCCUCAUUCGUUGAGAAGCUGUUGGCGCCAGAUUCACAGUUGCUUAAGCUGCGUUUCCACCGGGAGAAGGAGGUGAUCUCUGCAGCACACAGCGUAUACCAGGCAGCCCUGAGCCUGAAGAACAUCCCUGUCCUGGAGGCGGCAUACAAACUGGUGCUGGGAGAGAUGGGCUGUGCAUUAAACAGCCUGCUGAGACUGCUGGGUCUACCCCCAGCCUGUGCCGACAUCCAGCAUGCAGCCUUCAGUGAUACCAAGUUUGACCAGGAGAGGGCAGAGUUUAUAAUCAUCUUCAACCUCAGCACCCUCACUACCAUUGGCAAUAUCAAGAACUCUCUUAUUGGGAUGUGGGCACUGUCCCCCACAGUCUUCGCUCUGCUCAGUCAGAAUUUGACAAUUGUUAAUGGAGAGCUGGCAGUGCAUCACCCUGCUGUUCAGUAUGCAGUGCUCUACACUCUAUACUCGCAUUGUACCAGGCAUGACCACUUCAUCUCCAGCAGUCUGAGCUCGUCCUCUCCUUCCCUUUUUGACGGAGCUGUGAUCAGCACAGUCACUACGGCAACAAAGAAACACUUCAGCACCCUUCUUAAUCUGCUGGGGGUGCUGCUGAGCAAGGAGCAUCUGUACCCUGAGGCCAGGAAGCUGCUCCUGACGUGGGCAUUGGAAGUGUCUUUGGUGAUGAAGAAAUCUGAGACUUAUGCUCCCCUCUUCUCCCUUCCCUCCUUCCACAAGUUCUGCAAAGGACUGCUGGCCAAUGCCCUGAAUGAAGAUCCUUCAGUUUGCCUCCAGACCUGCAGCAGUCUCCAGGUCCUCUCACCGUCCCUCUCCGCUGAGCUGCUGCAAAAGUGUGUGGAUGUGUGUCGAGUCCAGUUGAUGCACUCCACUACAGCUGCAGCGUUCGCUUCUAUCGCUAGCAUCCAGUACAAUUAA